UCUUCGUUUAAGUGUUUUGAUUUCAUUUAGGCGGGGGAUUCUAGUUGGAAUUACGGUUAUGUUGACUUCUAGUUGUAUUAUUAUUUAGGUGGCGCCUUGAAGACCAGUAUCCGUCCUAGGUACGGAAAACGUCCGUGGUACUGUACCUUCCACAAAAAAUGUUACUGAAAAACAAUCUCGUUUGUAUUAAAAUAGUGGUACCAAGCAAGUAAUAUUGCAUCGUGAGUCGGCAUUUAGAAAAAGUUUCUAGCUACGAAUUUUUCCAGGAAUGAUUUUAGGAAACAGCUUGUCCCAGAACAGACAGCUGUCCAUGAAGGAGCCAUAUGGGAGACUUUCUAAUUCUUAUUGGCAAUACAUGGUGGAUAUGCAGAAGGAAAAGUAUACCGUAUUUGCUUGAUGAUCUUCGCCAAGUAGUCCUGCCAUACAAGCACAGAGGAAGUGCAGUGGUUUCAGAGUUAGGACCGUCUUGUGCUCAGCUUACUGUUGAAAGAUGGAGGGCCCAGAGGAUGAGCUAGAUGAAUUAGCAGCUAAAAUAGUUUUUGAGCAACUGCCGGAACCUGUGGGAAAGAAGAAAAACACUUUUGAUGAGACACGAAAGAGACUAAUUGAUGCAGCUAAUUGUGUUUUUGGGUCGUUGAAUUGGAAUCAUGCUGUUCUGACUCAAAAUGUUGAUUAUGUAGAUUCCAAUGAAGGAGUGUUUUCAGUUGGAAUAUCAUCAGUUGUCAAAGUAGAAUUAAAAGAUGGCACUUACCAUCAGGAAAUCGGCUAUGGAAUAUCUGAGGGUCUCACAAGUAAAAUACGAAGUAUGUCACAUGCAAGGGAGGAUUCUGUGUUAAGGGGCAUAAGAUCAGCUUUACUCAGUUUCGGCGGAAAGAUGUCAGAAAUUCUGAUGAAUUCUGAUUUUUAUCCUUCUGAAACAAGGAAUUGUGAUGGCAAUUCCCAGAAUGUAGGAAUAACUCCAGAAAAGAAACCACUGGCACAACUUUUUCCCAACAAUCAAGAAUGUACACCUUCCAUGUCAGUGAAAACAACAAAGAAGCCUAGUACCACCUGCACAUCACCAGUGUUACAUAGUGUGAACAAGAAUUGCGUGUCUGAUGAAGAAAGUCGACUUGAAAGGAAGCGGAGACAGCAACAGAAACAAGAACAGUUCCGUCAACAGUUCAAACAACAGAAAUUAAUACAAAACUCAUCAGCUAAAAAUACUCCACAGAAGACAUCAAACAGCAUAGCAGACAAAGGGAAUACAUGUGAGUGGCCAAUUGCCAUUGAAACUCCAUUGGCAGAGGAAGAAUUCUUAUCAACUCAAGAAGUAGAGCAAAUGGUUCAGACAAAAACUGUACCUCUACUGGCUGUGUCAGCUGACAUGAGAUCACCAAAAAGAUUUUCUCCUCUGAGACCAGACAGCUUCAUUCCAAAGAAGCCACAGCAAAACACCAAUUGAUCUAUUUAAACAUCGUAAAAUGUGUAAAAAUAUCAAAUGUUUUAAUGCUUUUUAACUUUUCUAAGCUUAUAAUUGUAUGCAUCUCAAGUAACACCAAAAGGAACUAUUACCUCUAAAAGAGAUUGGUAGAAGCUUUGUAAUUAAAAACAAGACUAAUUGUUAGAAACCACUUUCGAAAGUUUUGCAUAUGUAUAUGAAAUUGAAUUGGAGUACUGAUUUUAGAAACAAUUAUGACAGUGAUAUGUAAGGUUUGAUAGCUGUUUUAAUAAACAGUACUUAAUUCCAAA
Schistocerca serialis cubense is the source of this 1731-nucleotide messenger RNA. Its product is annotated as DNA repair protein RAD52 homolog. Lineage: Eukaryota; Metazoa; Arthropoda; Insecta; Orthoptera; Acrididae. Gene Ontology annotation, biological process: mitotic recombination; double-strand break repair via single-strand annealing; double-strand break repair via homologous recombination. The record is from RefSeq and is a predicted model, not a curated record. Gene Ontology annotation, cellular component: nucleus. The coding region runs from base 491 to 1444 and encodes 317 amino acids. The transcript is spliced from 7 exons.